Messenger RNA from Aspergillus brunneoviolaceus CBS 621.78, 840 nucleotides. RefSeq names its product CCDC174 family protein. The transcript has a single exon. Lineage: Eukaryota; Fungi; Ascomycota; Eurotiomycetes; Eurotiales; Aspergillaceae. The annotation marks the transcript as partial. Gene Ontology annotation, cellular component: nucleus. The record is from RefSeq and is a predicted model, not a curated record.
UAUGCAUUCUCGUUCUGAUGAGGAGGGUGAGGAGGGUGAGGAGGGGGAGGGAAGGGAUAGGGAUGAUGCGUCGAUUGUCUCCUACGAGGAUGAAUUGGGGCGGACCAGGCGCGGGACCAGGGCUGAGGCGGCGGAAGCGGCCAGAGUGAAGAAGCAGCAGCUGGAGGAGGAGGAAGAUGGCCGUCACGAGGCCGGGGAGAGGUGGCGGCCCCGUCGGCCGGAGAACCUCAUCUAUGGGGAGACUGUGCAGAGCGAGGCGUUCAACCCGGAUGCGAACGUCGCGGCGCACAUGGCCUACCUGGCGAAACGCCGGGAUCGCUCGGUGACCCCGCCGGAGGAGACCCAUUACGAUGCCGAGGCCGAGGUCAGGAACCGCGGCACCGGGUUCUAUGCCUUCGCCAGGGAUGAGGAAACUAGGAGGCGGCAGAUGGAGGAGCUGCGCGCCGCGAGGGAGGAGACGCAGAGGGAGAGGGAGGAGAAGCAGCAGCGGCGCGCGAGGAGGGAGGAGGCGAGGAGCGAGAGGCGCGUCAAGGUCGACGAGUUGAGGUCCAAGAGGCGCGCUGAGAUGUUCCUGGCCGGGUUGGGCGACGUCGGCGUGGUAUGAAUUACUUCCACCCAAAUUUCGCAUUCGUGCUGGCGUUGCGUGUUUGCUUCUCUAGAGAUACCCAUCGAACUCUUAAUCAUUCAUGACAUUAAAAGAAUUUAGGUCCACGGAGUAAUCAAGGGGUAUCAUUGCCUGGUCUGAGACCAGCUUAUGUAUAUAUAGCACAUGCCACCGCCACGGUCAUUCCGACAACAAACAGGAAACCUCCGGAUUAACUCUUAGUGGUCAUCAAUCAU